AUGGAAAAUACUUUUUUUGUUGUAUUACCUAGCAAUGUCAGUGAUUAUUCAGACAAUAAACCUAAUAAAUUUCGAUCACAUUUGGCAAAACCUAUCCAAUUCCAAGGCGGGAAUUGGGUAUGCGGUCUAUAUAGCAUUCAAUAUCCUCAGUCAUGGGCUGCAACGAUUGGAACGGAUGAAAAACAAUGGAUUGAAAUUAACUACAAUAAAGAAAAACCUUUCAGAACCGGUAUACCCAAAACAACACAAUUAACACCUAAAGGGUUGAGCUUCUUUCUUAAAUUAGCCCUAUCAAAAGAUAAUAUAAAAAAAUCAAGAAAACGAAGAGAAGUUACUACGGACACUGAUGAUUUAAUUAUUACUUCAGAAAUUAUUCAUAAAAAAUCGCCCUCUAAGAAAAGAUUUAAAAGACAAACAACUGCUAGUCGUAGUGAGUUGAAAUGGAUCGAGACUUUCUUUGAACAAUACCCGCAAAAUUAUUGGGACGCAAUUCGUGAUUUAGAAAGUGACCUUGAAAGUCAUAAGGUUAUUGUUGAGGCAAAAACAAAAGAACAUCAAAGUGAGACGGAUAAUGAAAAGAAAGAAGAACUUAAAGGUGAACUAGAUCAUUUAACCUCGCUAUCAGAGAGUAAAAAGAGAGAUGUUUUUCUGUUAAGAGAAGAAGCGAACAAGAGAGAUGAUCAGGGAGAUCUACAACUUGCAAAGGAUUUUUUAGAAAGUCAUCCUGACGAUUAUCACGAACAGAUAAUUACAAUGAGCAUAAAUUUAAUUACGAGAUAUCUUGAACUUGAAAAGAAAAUUAAGGAAAGCAAGGAAGGUGAUGAAAAUUCGCAGAUUCGCUCUACUCAAGAAAUACAAAGGUUUAGAAAUUCAAUAAAACGUAUGAGAAAAAAUUUGGAGGCACUGGAAUCUGCUGUAAUAGAAAAGGAUCUGAAUACAACAAGGGAAGAAUUUCAUCAACAAAAUUCAAAAACUCAUAGAGAAUAUGUUCAACAAUUUUUUGUUGAACAUCCAACAGAUUACUGGAAUGUACUCGGGAAAAAUUUAAAUGAUUUGAAAGAAUUACAUGGCCAGAUACGUCAAAAGAGAGAUGCACAUAUGCAAGAACAAGAUGAAGAGAAAAAGAAUAAACUUAGUGGUGAUAUAGAACAGUUAAAUAAAUUAGCUACAUAUAGAAAAAACAGGUUUAGAGCAAUACAACAAGAGGCAAUGAAGCGUGCGGUAAAUUAUGAAAUUCCUAUUAUACCAACAAAUGAUGAAAUAAAAGAAAUGCAAAAAAUUGAAGAAAGGACCCAUCCUGAAUAUUUAAAACACGCUCGAAGAAUAGAUGAUCAAGGAAGGCCAAUACCUAUUCCCCCACCCGUAAUUACUGAGGAAAUGAUAGAUGUAGUUAAAGAGAGACAUAACUAUGAGCAAGAGAAAGAAAAAAAGAAAAGUGAAAUAGACAAGAAAAAGGAACAGGAACGGCAAGAUAUCUUGGAUUUAGACUCACUACAAUCAGAAAUAAUUACUCCAGAGAUAUUUGAGGAACAACAAUUAGAGGAAACCCCAGAAGAAAAAAACCAAACAUUGAAUUUGAAUAUUUGGAGAGCAUCGAUCGUUUCCGAGCGCAGUUUAAUGAUCCAGAAAUAA
Messenger RNA from Meloidogyne enterolobii, 1632 nucleotides. Lineage: Eukaryota; Metazoa; Nematoda; Chromadorea; Rhabditida; Meloidogynidae. The record is from the annotation of a GenBank genome assembly.